GCUUUAUCACGACAUCCUUGAAAUAAUAUUGGCCAAACAAAGCAGUGGUUGAUUGCAAAAACAUCACCCCUCGCCGUCUGGCUUAGAUACAAGCAGCCAAGUCAGAGAGCUUGACCACCCGAUCCUCGUCUCUGCUAUUCUGGCCUGAAAUCUCCACAGAUUAACAAGCUAGUUGUGUCACAAUCAUAUGUAUUUCAAUAAGAAUGCGAAAUAUUGAUGCCAUACGUCUAUAACAGGAUACAACUUUAACUGUCUAAAUUAAAACAUUUUUAGGAUCGAAUCCCUGUGAAGUGGACGGCUCCAUAGUGUCUUCAGUCUCUGAAGGUAGCCAACGAGAAGAGUGACAUCUGGUCCUUUGGCAUCACUAUGUGGGAGAUCUUCAGCAUGGGCAAGGCGCCCUACUCAGACAUCCGUAGCAGAGAUCUCGCUGUCAAAAUCAGGAAUGGUUUCCGGCUCCAGAGACCGGAAUACGCCGAGGAUAUCCAUCACAACAUGAUGAAAACUUGUUGGGAGCAGAGUCCCGAUAGGAGGCCUACUUUUGCGGAUGUUUGGGGAAAGCUCGAGGCAUCGUUUGGCCUAAGACCCACUUCCGGGGAUGUGUAUUACUACGCCCGGUAGCCAGUUGACGAGAAGGCGCAGAAUUACCUCCCUUUUAUUGCUUCAACAUUUAGCAUUUUUUGUUUGAGUUUUAAAUCUGCAGCGUUGUAACAAAUUGAUGUAAUACU
Molecule: messenger RNA, 725 nt
Organism: Haliotis rufescens (red abalone)
Lineage: Eukaryota; Metazoa; Mollusca; Gastropoda; Lepetellida; Haliotidae
Product: cytoplasmic tyrosine-protein kinase BMX-like
Exons: 3
Coding region: 367-618 (83 amino acids)
Biological process (GO): multicellular organism development; protein phosphorylation; positive regulation of kinase activity
Cellular component (GO): signaling receptor complex
Molecular function (GO): transmembrane receptor protein tyrosine kinase activity
Source: RefSeq, a predicted model, not a curated record